Chionomys nivalis (European snow vole) is the source of this 1044-nucleotide messenger RNA. It is a transcript of the gene Tmem236, whose product is annotated as transmembrane protein 236. The coding region runs from base 1 to 1044 and encodes 347 amino acids. The transcript is spliced from 4 exons. NCBI's taxonomy places the organism in Eukaryota, Metazoa, Chordata, Mammalia, Rodentia, Cricetidae. The record is from RefSeq and is a predicted model, not a curated record.
AUGGUUUCUGGCAGAAUAAUUAAGCUGGUGGUUUUUGAGCUUCUUGAGUUUGCUGCCUUCUCCGUUCCUACCCUUGUGAUAAUGGAACAGUUUGCUGCUGCGUAUCAGAAAACAAGGAACGGAGCUGAAAGAACGCACUAUUGGCUCAUUGUUUCCUGCUCCAUUGCCUAUGUGGCUGCAGUGAGUCUCUUGAUCUGGGUUCCGAUAAAAGUUAUCUUAUUCAAGAAGUGGCAUCUUUACAAAAAAAUUGUAGGAUGGAGACCUGUUCUGAUGAUGUGUGUGGUGCUCACCACUCUUCCCAGCUUCAGCUUUUCCAUAGCAGCCACUGAGGUUCAAAAGAAUGGCACCGGAACAGUUCCAGUUUUACCGACUGGUCCUUUCCUUGACAUGCCAGUGUCUCUGAUUCUAUUGUCUCUGAUCGUGGUUGAUAUUAUUGAGAGACUCAGGAUAUAUCCUCUAAGAGGGCAUCAAAUGAGUUAUGAAGACAAAAACAUCUAUGUAACAUCUUUGCAGCAGAUAAAAACUGUGACGGAACAGGUGGGACGUGGUGGCGAGAAUCCUGCACCUGCCCAGACAGCCAAGCCUACCAUGAUGUCCCCACCUCACACCAACAUGGGUGCGCUGGCGGGGCCCAUAGAACCCUAUUUUGACUCCGGAAUCCGGAGGACGAUGUCUCACGGAGAUGUCCGGGCCCAGCUGUUUCUGAGAAGCUUCCUCACAUGGUCGGACACUAUAGAAAUGAUGCGUGUGGCUGGGCUCCCACAGGUGUACAACUCGGGCUGGGUGUACCCGGUCUACAUAUUCAGUUUUAUAUCUCUCCUUCGAAUGGUCUUCACCCCUAAGAACCCUCUUCUCGGCUUCCUGGGUGUCCUGCUGCAGGAUUUCCCCUUUAUUUUCCUUAGGCUCAGCUUAAUCGUUACCCUGGGGACGAUCACGCCAGUACUGGGCCUUUGUAAAAACAUCCUAGUGACUAUCUCCUAUAUCUACUUCAAUCACUUAACCAAGCUCAGGCCUUUCUCAGCCUUUGAAACCUCUCCUUUUUAA